Mercenaria mercenaria is the source of this 3415-nucleotide messenger RNA. Its product is annotated as electron transfer flavoprotein-ubiquinone oxidoreductase, mitochondrial-like. The transcript is spliced from 4 exons. Gene Ontology annotation, molecular function: electron-transferring-flavoprotein dehydrogenase activity. The coding region runs from base 20 to 448 and encodes 142 amino acids. Gene Ontology annotation, cellular component: mitochondrial inner membrane. NCBI's taxonomy places the organism in Eukaryota, Metazoa, Mollusca, Bivalvia, Venerida, Veneridae. Gene Ontology annotation, biological process: electron transport chain. The record is from RefSeq and is a predicted model, not a curated record.
UUAUCCUAACACCGAAAAUAUGGCGUCGAUCGUUCGUGCUGUCAAAGUUUGUAGAAGUUCCGUUUACAAUGUAAUCCGAUGUACACAUUCACAUUCAGGAGUGCACCAUGGUUUCCCUGAGUCAUCAUUUCCAAAAAUUACAACACAUUACACUGUCAACCCAAGAGAAAAUGAUACAAGAUGGGCAGAUGUUGACAUGGAGAGGUUUGCAGAUGAGGCAGAUGUUGUCAUUGUCGGCGGAGGACCAGCAGGUCUCUCUGCAGCUUGUAGACUUAAACAGUUAGCUAAUGAACAAGAAAAAGAACUCAGAGUUUGUCUUGUUGAAAAGGCAGCAGAAAUUGGUGGUCACACGUUAUCAGGGGCAUGUAUAGAAACAAGAGCACUUGAUGAACUCUUCCCAGACUGGAAAGAAAGAGAUGUGAGGAGUUUUAAGUCUAUAGCCUUAUAAUAUAGAGAGAUUAUUUAUGUUUUAAUUCCUUUUAAAGGUGGUCAGUCACAUUUAAACAACAUUUAAUGACAUUUUUUUCUUUUUGUGUAUUCUGGUAGAGAAUUAUUUAAGGAACAAAAAGACCGAUUACAUAGAGUUAGAUUCCUAUUUGAAAUGUAUAUUUUAUUAUUUUUUAUAAAAUUUUGUAAUUACUCCCCUUUAAUAUGAAAGUAUAUAAAAAGCUGGGUAUUCCUUUUUAUUUCGAUACAAUGUCUAGUUUUACAUUUGCAUUUGAUAGACAUAUCAACUAUUGAACAAUCUGAACCAAAAUGCAAGUUUAAAAGCUGUGUGUAGCUUCUGAAUUCAUUUAUUUCCAAUCUAUCUUGGUUGCGCAACCAAGAUAGGCAAAGGGAGGUAAUAAUAAUUUUUCAAACUUGCAUUUCUAAUGAAUUCCAUCUAAAUACGUAAUUUUUAAUGCAAAUAUUUUACAAAUAUAUUACAAUACGGUAUGUCUAAUAUUUAUACAUUUCCUUAGGCAAAGUAUGUUUAUCAAAUUUAUACUUUAAUAUGAUAAAAUAACUCUAUCUUGGUUGGGCAACCAGGAUAGGAAAAUGAAAUUUUAAAAAUACCUCCAGUGAAAAUCUAAUUUGUAUUAAGUGUUAAGUGAACAUAAAUGAGUGUAAAUGAUCAGAUGCUAAAGUUUCGAACAAAUCCGUUACAUGGCCAAAAUCUGAUUAUCCACCUUUAAUUAGUUUCAAGAAUUACGCAAGUCUAGUUUCUACUGUACCAUUUUUAAGUUUUUAGUUAAUCCCCCGCCGUGGCGGAGGGAUUAUAGGAAUGGUCUGCGUCCGUCCAUCCGUCCGUCCGUCCUUCCAUCCCUCCUUCUGUCGUCCGUCCUUCCGUCCGUAACAAAAUCGUGUCCGGUCCAUAUCUCCUAAACCCCUUGAAGGAUUUUCAUGAAACUUGGGUCAAAUGAUCACCUCAUCAUGACGAUGUGCAGAACCCAUGAGUCAGCCUUGUAAGUUCAAGGUCAAGGUCACAACUCAAGGUCAAAGGUUUGAGCCUGCCAUUUUGUGUCCGCUCUAUAUCUCCUAAACCCUUUGAAGGAAUUUUAUAAAACUUGGGUCAAAUGAUCACCUCAUCAAGAUGAUGUGCAGAACCCAUGAUUCAGCCAUGCCGGCUCAAGGUCAAGGUCACAACUCAAGGUCAAAGGUUUGAGCCUUCCAUUUUGUGUCUGCUCUAUAUCUCUUAAACCCUUUGAAGGAAUUUUAUAAAACUUGGGUCAAAUGAUCACCUCAUCAAGACGAUGUGCAGAACCCAUGAUUCAGCCAUGCCGGCUCAAGGUCAAGGUCACAACUCAAGGUCAAAGGUUUGAGCCUUCCAUUUUGUGUCCGCUCUAUCAUCUCUUAAACCCCUUGAAGGAAUUUUGUAAAACUUGGGUCAAAUGAUCACCUCAUCAAGACGAUGUGCAGAACCCAUGAGUCAGUCAUGCCGGCUCAAGGUCAAGGUCACAACUUAGGGUCAAAGGUUUGAGCCUUCCAUUUUGUGUCUGCUCUAUAUCUCCUAAACCCCUUGAAGGAAUUUUAUAAAACUUGGGUCAAAUGAUAACCUCAUCAGAACGAUGUGCAGAACUUAUGAGUCAACCAUGCCAGCUCAAGGUCAAGGUCACAACUAAGGGUCGAAGGUUUGAGCCUUCCAUUUGGUGUCCACUCUGUAUCUCCUUAACCCCUUGAAGGAUUUUCAUCAAACUUGGGUCAAAUGAUCACCUCAUCAAGAACUCAUGAGUCAGCCAUGUCAACUCAAGGUCAAGGUCACAACUGAAGGUCAAAGGUUUCAGCUCUGUAUCUCCUAAACCCCUUGAAGGAUUUUCAUGAAACUUUGGUCAAAUGAUCACCUCAUCAAGACGUUGUGCAGAAUUCAUGAAUCAGCCAUGUCAGUUCAAGGUCAAGGUCACAGCUAAAAUCAAAGGUUUACCCUUUCACUAUCCAUAGCAGUGGCGGGGGAUUUAGCUGUCUUUCAGACUGCCUUGUUUCAUUAGCAUACAUCUUUGCGAGUUUCAAAAGAGACUUCUUUUUUGUUGGGAUAUGAUUUUUUUCUUGCCUACAUACAUUUGUACUUCAAAAAUGAAAUAAAUGAGAAAAAGUUAUAUAUUCAUGGGCCAUGGCACAACCAUGAAGAUUAGAAUAAUAAUGAUUGUAAGUAUGCAGUCAUAGUUCUUUCUAGGGAAGGCAGUAAUGUUCUGACAUAGUCCUCAUAACGAAAUCAUUUUGAACAAAGUUUUACAGUUUGAAGGAUAUGGUUGCCCAUGUUUUUGGUAAUGGAUGCUCAUAUAUGGUAUCCAUAUGAAAUAUGUAGACGAGUUCAAAUUCAGAUACUUCUUAAAUAUCUACAGCAAGAGCAAAAAUAAUGUUGUUUUAGAGAAAAGUUCACUCAUGUCAUGACAAAAAUGUAUUUUAUUUAAAUUCAAUUUCAACAAUAUUUAAAACCUUUGUUUUACAUGCAGGUCGUAAGUUGUCUUUUUUCUGGAUUGCUAUUUAAAGCUGCAUGAUCUGUGUGCCAGGAAAACAAGUUUUAAACUUUAAGCUUACCAUUCCUUGCUUCAUAUUAGUCCUAUCCCUUUGCUUUGUGAGAUCUGUUAAAUCCUUGUAUAGUUUCUUUUCAUUUUUACAACAUUCAGGUUGUAAGUUUCUUUCAGCAGAUGAAAUGAACUUCUUCUUGUCAUUAUUUAUUUCGAUUCUUAUUUUACUUACUUUCGUAUUAGGACUGUUUAUCAGUACAACAGUACCAACCACAUCACACACCACUUGCAUGGUAGCCUUUCUGGGCUUUCUGUAACAACACAGCUAUUAAAUGAACACCUGAAUACAAGAAUACAAGUAAAUGUGUCUGUAGGGCCUAUUUUGAGCAAAUUAUAAAUUCUGAAAUUUACGAAAAAUGCCAAAGUUUAUUUUGCUCUGUUGUUUUUUGUUGUUUUUUUUGCAAAGAUUU